Harpia harpyja (harpy eagle) is the source of this 5635-nucleotide messenger RNA. RefSeq names its product solute carrier family 2, facilitated glucose transporter member 5-like. Gene Ontology annotation, cellular component: membrane. The coding region runs from base 2470 to 4026 and encodes 518 amino acids. Gene Ontology annotation, biological process: monosaccharide transmembrane transport. NCBI's taxonomy places the organism in Eukaryota, Metazoa, Chordata, Aves, Accipitriformes, Accipitridae. The record is from RefSeq and is a predicted model, not a curated record. Gene Ontology annotation, molecular function: hexose transmembrane transporter activity. The transcript is spliced from 12 exons.
GGCUGAUAAUGUCACUCUUCUGGACAUACACUGUGGGAUGUCUCCUAAGUCUCUUUACUGCAAGCAUUGCAAUCAGCAUACUGCAGCGUGGCUGACUGCCAGCUCCUGAUCUAACCAUCACUUUUGUAUAGCUCACUGCUAAUGUUCUCCAGUGGAUUUCUUCUCCUGGAAACUAAGCCCCCCCUCUUAAUAAUUUUUGCCAAAGAUAUCAGGAUUUCAUAGGAUCUGGUUUUGAGCACAGACAAUUGGGCUGAGUGUAAAUAGUUCCCUGCACACGUGCAUGGGAACUCUUACCAUGUGGUGGACAAGUGCAGAGAAGAUACAGAGCUGAGUUAGUGUGUUCAGGCAAAUGCACUCUGGGAUGAAGAGCAGAUGUAAGAAACUUAAUAUGUACUGUAGCUGAAAUUGAAAACGUGCUUGUAAAAUGCCUAUAAAAUUGACUCUCUACUUGUUACUGGCUCUGUUCUUUGCCCAAGUCCAGUAGGAUCUCAGCUGUUGAGGAAGUUAUACCCAUGCAAUUGCUUUGAAAGUCCAAGAAGUUCAUUCACCAUCCUGUCUCCCUUCAUCAAUCUCUUCCAAGAUCAUCCCAGUGCCAAUUACUACCUUAUGGAUGUUGUUACCAGAAUCUUGCUGUGAUUGGCAAAUAUUCAAAGUGUUCUGCUGCCAUAAGCAGAUACUUACUUUGAUGAAGGAUUUCUGAUGGCAAACAUACAUGUCCUGUUUGAGUUCUGUAUGUGUCGAGAUGAUUUCUUCAAGUUCAGGGAAGGAGUUUAAAGACCAUGGUAGAGAAUUCUCCUUUCUUUAACAACUGAGUAUCAGGGUGGCUGUCAUUCUGCCAAGAGCUCCCAGAAGAAUGAUACUGUCUUCAAAGAACAGGAAUUUCAUGGAAGAAGUUUGUCCUCGUUGCAACUUCCCCACCCCUGGGGCAGAAUGGCUCACUUUCCCUUUUCCCUCUUCUGGCCAAAGAUCUGUGAAAAUGAGAACUAAACUAGUUGCUGAGUGAGCUAUGGCCUGUCCCAUUUGUUUUGGGGUGCUUUGAGCAAUGUUUGAAGGCAUCAUGGGAAAAGCUGAGUUAGCUCAGAGUGUCUUGGUUAGUGCCAGCUAGCUACAUUCUCUCAAUGGGAAUGCAGAGGAGGGUAGAGAAAGAUGAGUUAUGGGUGAAAUGAAUAUUCUGGUUUGCAUCUCUCUUCAGUAAAGACACCAUGUGAUAGGGGGGACUGAAGCAGGAGUAGUCCCUGAAGGACACAGGAGUGUUCUUGAGGUGUGCUCCGCUGUCAGGAUAUCCUAGCAAACAGCAUCCUUGAGGAUGUUAACUUAUAACAAAUGAAAUAAAAAAACAAAUGACAAGAAGUCUAGGGACUAAGUUCCACUAUCCUGAAAGUGACAGGGCUCUGUUCCCUUCCUAUUUUUAGAGCAGAAUGCUUUCACCUGGAGGAAGGGAGGCUGCAACCAGUCAAAGAAUGCAUGCAAGACACAUGAACAAUUCCUGUUGCUCAAGAGGAUGCAUUUUUUUUUUUAAGCUGGCAAGCUGGCUGUUAAAGACAGACCAAUAACAAGGUUUGGUUCCAAUUUCUCUGGCUGCUGGAGGUAUCUGUGAACUUUGCAUUUCUCUGAUAAACUCUAGAAAUUGUAGUGGACUAUUAACCGAGUCCUGUACUGUUCAAAGUAGUCUCAUAGGGUAGGAGGUUAAUACUAAGCCAGCAACACAUGGUAUACCUUGUAUGUAGAGGGAAAGGAACUAACGUGCUUUGGUGGAAAAACUGUCUUCUGUGCACUGUCAAAAAUGCAAAUCUGAGAGGAUGAACCUGUUCUCUGCGAACUGCAAAAGCGCCCUGAGCAAGUUGGUCAGUGCAAGGUAGGACAAUGAGCAAUAUUUCAGCCCAAGGGCAGAUAUGCAAUUUGUGGCAGCAGGAGAGUUAAUACGGUUCGGUUUUAUCGCUGUGGCCCAUGGCAAACACCCUCUCUGUUGCCGAGGCUGCUCCCAUGGAAUGCUCCAUUUUCCCUGGAAUGCAGCAGCCUCUCCAGCUGCGCGUCCCCAGCAGCCCAUGAACUGCAGCAUGAAGGAGCAGCAGCUCUAUUGCUGUAGACUCAUCUUGUCAAUGUACAUAUAGCUGGGGGGAAAACAGCUUAUUUAGCAGCUUUUGCCAUAAGUCUGCCCCUUCUAGUUGGACAGAUGAGCCUGUUUCCCCUGUAGCUAGGCAGCACCUCUGUUUUGAGUCAGGAUCUGGCAAAAGAACAUCUGACCUAGCAGCGACAGACUUGAACAAGGAAAAGAAAGAGAAGACACGAGGGAGUCACGCAGAGUACGGGAACGAUCAGACAACACCUUGGCCGAUAGAGCUUGUGGUUGAUUGGAUGUUUUCUGAAAAGUCACAGAGCGGGAUUUUCUGCGUAGGGCGUUUCCAUCCCCUGCGUUGUCUGUUUUGGCUAUAAAAGCCUGUACUCGGCAUCUGUGAUUCAAACACCGAAAUGAAGUUGAAAAGAAAGGAGGAGGAGAGCUCCGACUACAAUGAAGGUUCAAAGGGGAAAAUGACACUUUCGCUUGCACUGGUAGCACUGCUAUCUGCAUUUGGAUCUUCUUUCCAGUAUGGCUACAACGUGUCUGUGAUCAAUUCUCCAGCCCCGUACAUGCAAGACUUUUACAACCGAACCUACUUCAACAGGAAUGGAGUGCCUAUGGACAGUGGCUUCCAGACGCUGCUCUGGUCUCUUACCGUGUCCAUGUACCCUCUGGGCGGCUUGUUUGGGUCCCUCAUGGUGUGGCCUCUGGUCAACAAUUGUGGCCGAAAGGGCACUUUGCUGAUAAAUAAUCUCUUCUCCAUUGCUGCUGCCAUCCUUAUGGGAACCUCAGAGCUAGCAAAAACAUUUGAAGUAAUCAUCCUUUCACGUGUUAUCAUAGGAAUAUAUGCGGGUCUGGCUUCCAAUGUGGUUCCCAUGUUCCUUGGAGAAAUGUCCCCCAAAAAUCUGAGAGGUGCUAUCGGGGUAGUACCCCAGCUCUUCAUCACUCUCGGGAUCCUUGUAGCUCAGAUCCUUGGUCUCAACAGCAUCCUUGGGAAUGCCAAAGGCUGGCCUGUGCUGCUGGGGCUCACUGGGAUCCCAUCGCUAAUUCAGCUCCUUAUAUUGCCCUUUUUCCCUGAGAGUCCCAGAUACCUGCUGAUACAAAAGGGCAAUGAAGAGCAAGCACGACAAGCUCUGCGGAAGCUGAGAGGCUGGGAUGAUGUGGAUGAUGAGAUAGAAGAAAUGCGCCAAGAAGACCAGUCAGAAAAGGAAGAAGGACAUUUCUCCGUACUCAGCCUGUGCACUUUCAGAGGCUUGCGAUGGCAGCUCAUCUCUAUCGUUGUCAUGAUGAUGGGCCAGCAGCUCUCUGGGGUUAAUGCGGUCUUCUACUACGCAGACAGAAUCUUCCAGUCGGCAGGUGUGGACAACAACAAUGUUCAGUAUGUCACUGUGUCGAUAGGAGCCAUCAACGUUGUCAUGACUUUGAUUGCUGUUUUCAUUGUGGAGUCCCUGGGGAGGAGAAUCCUUCUCCUUGCUGGCUUUGGAUUGUGCUGUGUCUCCUGUGCAGUGUUAACUUUGGCCCUCAAUCUCCAGACCACUGUCUCAUGGAUGUCUUACCUCAGCAUAGUGUGUGUCAUUGUUUACAUCAUCGGCCAUGCUAUUGGAGCCAGUCCAAUUCCCUUUGUGAUGAUCACCGAGAUGUUCCUGCAGUCAUCCCGGCCUGCAGCAUUCAUGGUGGGUGGGUCUGUGCACUGGCUAUGCAACUUCACCGUGGGGCUUGUGUUCCUCUACAUGGAGGCUGGACUGGGGCCCUACAGCUUCCUCAUCUUUUGUGCCAUCUGCCUCGCCACUAUAGUUUACAUCUUCUUUAUUGUUCCUGAGACGAAGAACAAAACCUUCAUGGAAAUCAACAGGAUCAUGGCCAAGAGGAACAAGGUGGAGAUUCAGGAAGACAAAGAAGAGCUUAAGGAUUUCCACAUUGUCCCAGGCAGGCAGGCAGAAAAGAAAAUCUCCAGCAGCAAGCUGUGACCCAGCCCACUGUUUGGGCUGGCCCAGACAUUUUUCAGGAUCUGUUCAGUGGGAGAACAAAUAUAUGGAUUCAUCGUUUGAUACUGAUCUUCAUUCAGACCUUCUGCAAAUUUCCCACAGCAGGAGUUUCCAAAUAAGCCAUUGUGUCUUGAGAGUGUUCUCAUUUUGAGUAAUUAGCAGGACCAUUCUGCUUCAUGGCAUAGCCGCUGCCAAGGCAAAUUACCCAUUCAUGGUAUUUGUCACAAGGAAAGGGCAAUGUCCUCAGCCAGCUCAGUUCCUGUGAUCAAGUGACCUAUGUCAUCAGGUGAUGUAUGUCCCUGGUGUCCUGACUGACACAUCUCGGGGUGACACAAGUCAGCAGCACUUGGGCUGGGUUUUGGUCAGUUGUGUGCAAGGAGUGCACUGUCAUUCAUGUAUUUGAGGGUCCAGCAUGAGUGAUGCCAGGCCUUUGGUCCUCUGGGGUGGAGAGAGUGUCAGUGGUUCUGAGGGAGGUAGUUAGACGGGCUGAUAAUGGCAUUUAUCCUGUCAACUCUUGUCCUUCCUUUGUGUGUUUCAAAGGACCGCUAGACUGGAAAUGCAUAUGACUAUAAUCUCACCCCUACCAUGCUCACCCAACUCUCCUUAAAAUCAAACCCAGUCCUCAGCUGUUGCUGGUGAGUCCUUCCAAAGCCUUAGUCUUGAGGUUAGAAGUCAUCCAUCUGGCUGAUGCUUAUUCACAACCAUUUUAUACCCAUUUGCUCCAGUGGCACUCUAGUCUUUGAGCUGUUUAGCUCAUUUCACUCCCUACUGUUUACACUUCAGUUGCCAAAGAGCAACAGUCCCUUUCUUAAUCCUUUAAUAACCCUCAUAUCCCUACUCUGUAUGCAUGAGCCAGUUGAAGCUCAUUUGUCCCCCCAGACAUACAUGGUAUUGAACUGAAACUUCUGAUGGUUCUUGAUUGAAUGUGGAUUUUAUUCAAAUCCUUACAAAGAAAGCCUCUGCUCUCAGUGCCUUUGAAAAAGAUAAAGCCUUAAAUGAAUCUUUUUCAUCUCAAAUCAGAGACUUUUAUUCUGUUUCCAAUGUCCCCAAACUUGAAAGAUGAAUUAACAUUCAUAACCCAGGUAGUAAUGUGAGUUGAGGGUAAGAACUUCCCUGCUGCAUUGCAGGAGUCAAAUUCAGGUUGAUUCCUGUGCAGUGGGCUACAGGUUGGAGCCUGUGUUUGCAAACAUGUCCAAACUUGUCUUUAGCUUCUCACAUUGAGUUGCUUAAAUUUAGUUUUUGAAAUAACUCAGCUCUCAGGUACUUGAAACCACUUGAAAAAGUCUUCAAAUGGUUUAGAGCUUGGUCUGUCUUCUGGUUUCUGGUUGUGUCCCCUAAGGGCACCAUUCCACUUGAAGGCUAAGUUGGUCUGGAAAAGCUCUGGGUCUAAGGACUCGUGCCAAUUCUCAGAAGAAACUAAAGUGCACACUGAUAAAAAUGGAGGGUUUCUUAAAGUAUGUAUUAGUUUAAGGGGUCUGGGGGUUAAUUAUGGCAUAAUUUAACACGGAGAAAUUAAAUUUAAUUAAUUGUUACGCAGGGCUGCUGCCCUUGGUUUUGAAAAAAGCAUAAUUGUUGAAAAGCCUGGCAUGGA